AUGAAAAUACUGCGAGCUAUCCCAGAUGUUACAAGGCUAACUAGUCGAAUAAUAAGGAUUCUAGGAUGUAAUCCGAGCCCUAUGACACUACAAGGCACUAAUACAUAUUUGCUGGGUACGGGACGAAAGCGUAUACUCAUUGAUGCUGGUGAAAAGAAUGUACCGGAGUAUCUAAAUAACUUAGCAGACGUUGUGCACUCUGAACAAGUUGAUAUAGAACACAUAGUUGUCACACAUUGGCAUAAUGAUCAUCUUGGUGGAGUUGAAGAUAUAUAUGGGACAAUUGCCAAUCAACCAAAGGUAUGGAAGCAUAGAAGGAGUGCAGAUGGUGAUGCAAAGAUUCAACUAAAUGAGGAUAUAACAAUAGAAUGGCUUUCAGAUGGCCAAGAAAUUGAAGUAGAGGGAGCCACUGUCAAGAUCCACCAUACUCCUGGCCAUACAUCGGAUCAUGUAGCCCUUACAUUAUUAGAAGAAAAUAUACUCUUUAGUGGAGAUUGCAUACUGGGUGAAGGAACAUGUGUCUUUGAAGACUUGUGUGCCUAUAUGGACAGUUUGAAUAAAAUAUUAGAUUUAAAACCAGAUGCAAUUUACCCAGGGCAUGGAAAUAUUAUAGAGGACCCAGCAGUGACAAUAAAAUAUAACAUUGACCACAGAAAUGAACGGGAAAACCAGAUACUUGAUACUUUAAAGGUACAUUCUGAUAAACAACUUAAUGAAAUGGACCUAGUAACAUUAAUAUAUAAGACGGUUCCAGAAUAUUUAAAGAACGCAGCUGCAUACAAUGUUAAUCAUCAUCUGAUAAAAUUGACCAAAGAGAAUAAAAUAAAGUGCUGCACCAUUGAUGGAGAAUAUAAAUGGCAGUACAUAGCUCCACCGUCCAGCAGUUUGUAA
This is a messenger RNA of Arctia plantaginis, 891 nucleotides long. The record is from the annotation of a GenBank genome assembly. NCBI's taxonomy places the organism in Eukaryota, Metazoa, Arthropoda, Insecta, Lepidoptera, Erebidae.